GUAUCCCUCUUUGAGGAGUGGUAAGGUCCACGCUCCCAAACCGGAUGUUGUUCGCUCAAAAAAUGCCAACAUGGCGGGGCGUUGUGCAAAAUAUGUCGAGCUCACGUCACUCUCGCCGUAACUCAAGAAUUUCAAGCAACACUGGACCGCUAUCUGCACGAGAAAGAGUGGAGGGGACCAAAGAAAGGAUAGUUCUCACUGAAAGGCUGAUUUUGUCUUCUGUAGACCAAUGGAUCGCGCCGCCCGACGAGAACUCAUUGAAACCAUCGAACAACAGAAGGACCGGAUCGCUCGGCUAGAAAACAGACUCAGAGAUGUUGUCACUGCAUACAAGGGUCUUGCAAAAGAGAAGGAGGCUCUCGAGGCCAGCAUCAAGGUCCUGACGCUCCGGUCUGAGCCUCUCAGGACACACCAUGUGGAGAAGGUGUCUUCUGGAACUGACGACUCCUCAGAGACAGCGUCGGAGGCGAGCGGGGAUGCACAGGCGACCAACACGGGAGACAGCGGGGCAGAGUCGUUUGUCGACCCCCUCAAUGCCACAGGACAGGCUGGAUCCACGUCUGUGAACCAGGAUGAGAUUCUCCACCUGAAGGAACAGCUGGCCACCCUGACCAACGCCCUGGCAACCGUUACCGACCAGAAGUCUCAGAUGGAGGCCAGCUUCCAGGCUGACAAGAAACUCAUCAGGCAAGAAAAUGAAAACAGCAAGAAGCUGGCAGAAGAGACACAGCAGAGGCUGGAGGAACAGCUGGCAGAGGCUGAGGAACAGCUCAGUCAGGCUAAGUCCCGUAUCCGCAGCCAGCAGCAGGAGAGAGAGAAGGAGCAGACUGACCACGCCAUGAUGCUGAGGGAGCUGCAGAAGGUGCUGUCUGAUGAACGGGCUUCCAAGGAACAGCUGGAACAGGAGCUUUUUGAGAUGAAGCUUAAAUUGGAAGAAAAGAAGGCCACACCUGACCUUUCUGUAGAGUAUGAGCAGAAGAUGCAGGACCUGUCUGCAGAGAUGGAGGGUCUGCAGGCACGGCUGCAGGCUGCUGAGGACGACGCAGCCAAGCCUGCACCACUGCUGCUGCAGCUGCAGGAGGAGAUGGCUGAGAUGCGGGUCCACCACAGACUACAGAUCCAGCAGGAGCAGACCAGAGCUAACGAGGCUGAGGCCAGACUGAGGCAGCUGGAGGCCGAGCGGGAGGCCAGGGUCGCUAACCUGGAGGCCAAGCUGGCCGAGCUGUCUGUCGUGGUCGGGAACUACGACAAGAUCAGACAACAGGACCAGGAAGCUAUGGAAAAACUGAAGGAAAGGAUUGCACAGCUAGACAUGGAGAACACUGCCCUGGCCAGAGUAGCGAACAACAAAGUCCAGAGUGACGACCCAGACGACUCCAAUCAAGAUGUUCAUGCUCUCAAGGAGAAGAUCCUGAAGCUGAUUGGUCUGAUGAAGAUUGCCAACGAGAGAUCUGACCAACCACUGCCUCCAGAAGACUUGUACACAUUCAUGAACCCAGGUGGGGACGACUCUGACCCAGGAUCCCCUGUGUCUCAUGACAAGUGUCAGCAGGAGUACAGGCAGCUCAAGGAGGAGUUUGAGAGAUACAAGAUGAGGGCACAGUCUGUUCUCAAGAACAAAAAUGCAAAGGACAGCUCUGUCGGGAAGGAGAUAGAGACUCUGCGCAGUCAGCUGCAGGAGUUGCGGGAGAAGCACAUCGCUCUCAGGCAGUACUGUGAUGAGCAGGAACUCAAGGAUAAACAGAAGGUAGAAGACUUGGAGGCCAGGAUAGCUAGAAUAAAGAAUGAACAUAAAAAGGAGCUUGAUAAAGCAGAGGAGGAAUAUAGGCAAAGGGCAGCAAAGUUGGAGACAGAAAUGCACAAGCAGCGGGACCGAACCAUUGAGCUCCUGGCUGAGAAAGAGAAAGAGCUCCAGUCCCUCCAGCUGAGGUCCCACAGCCCUGUCACACCUUACAUGUUCAGUAACCAAAGUGAAGGCAGUGCCCACAGUGCCUCCCCUCGAGACGGCAGGUCAGAAGCAGGGGUUGAUGACGAUGAUGACAUCAGGUCCGAACACUCCGACACUGUGUCUGAACUACUGGUCAGGCCGCACUUCACGCCACUCAUGACACACUCACGGUUAACAAGAAAGCCCAGUCCAGGGGAGGGGACGAUUGUGCACUACGCGGAGCAGCUGGCCCGUAACGAGGUGGAGCUGUCCGCCGUGCGGAAACAGAAGCACCACCUGGAGGCCAGCAUCCACCAGCUGCAGGAGGAGAUAGCCACCAAGGAGGAGAAAUACCAAGACCAGAUACAAGCCCUUAAGAGAGAGGUGGACAGACUAGAAAGGAACAGGUUUCGAGAGAGUGCCAACCUGGAGUACCUGAAGAACGUUGUUCUACGUUACAUGACGACCAGCGACUAUGCUGCCAAGGACCAGAUGUUUAAAGCCAUUGCCACCAUCCUGCAGUUCACAUCUCAGGAGAGGACCAAAGUGACGAAAUUCAACUCCAGUUGGUGGUACGGAUCUCCACGAAAAUAGCUUUAGUGUAAAAGUCAGGGGAUACAUUUUGUAGGUGAGGUGAGCCCACAGCUUACACACCCUGUGGCAGCACGGCAUGGCUUGGUGAUGGACAUACAGCAUUUCCCUUGCUGUAGUACACAACUGGCAUUGACUCUGGUGGGAAGGAUAAUCAUGUGAUAAGGUGCUAAAAAGUAGCUAGUGUGUUGCUCAUGUCUACACAGGGGGUUGCUAAUUGGUGAGCAGGAGUAAGAUAGCAUCAUGGUCUCCACACUGUCAAUUGAGGGCAUAACGUUAUAACAUACACGUAAGUGCAAGAGGCAACCUUUCUGUGCUAAAAUACAGUGUGUGUGGUACUGUAGUUCUCUUGUGCCAUAUUGCCUUUCCCCAUAUCAUGGAUCCUGUGCAAGUGAACAAUCAAGUCUAGAGUAAAAGGAAUGCCUUUCUCAAACAUCUUGAAGUUCUAUAUCCUGUUGACUAUUUCUGUGUCAAACCUUUUGCAGACUGCACAGAAUGGUGGCAGCCUGUUAACAUGUCUGUCACAUCAUCAUAACUGUGAUAAUCACAAUGCAAGACUCUAGAUCCCCAAAGUGGACAUCACUACAAACCUUGUGCCAUAAUGAUAUCUGUAGCCAACAUAUGCAGGUGCUCUGCUUCACUGAACUUAAGAAGCUCUGACAAAACUUGUCAUAGAGAGUCUACCAUUUGCUUUCCUAUGGUUACUUAAGAACUGUUACUCUUAUGAUACCUUGUUGUGUGCACCAAAUAAUCACCUCCAUUCCUUAUACCACAUUGGUCCCUGACCUUUUAUGGACAUGCAGUUGUCCAUCCUGUUGAGAAAUGGCAUUUUGUUAGCCUAAGUACACUGAAGUUAAAUGAUAUCAUGGUAACGAUGAAGUGUGGUUAACUCUAACACAGAAUUAUGUUAAAGGGAUUUCUGUACACUGGAAGCCCCAACCACAUCAGGUGGCAAGUGCAUCAUAGCCAAAACAUGACUUCUUGAUGAGCAAUUGUGGGAUAGCUAUAGAUAUUUCUACUAAUUUAUAUUUUUGGUGAAAUGUAAAAUUAUAUAUAAAAACGUAUGGUUACUGUAUAGUGAGAGCGGCACUUGUUUGGGCCCUAUUUGUGCUAAGAAUGUUGGCAUUUAGGAGAAAUAAGCUACUGCUAUACAGUACAUGUAAGUGGAAAAGGGAUUACUUAGAUAGUGUGUGAGGAGGGAAAUGUAUUUAUUGACAAAUAGGACUUUCUAUGAGAUUUGACUGGUGCAGAUAUAAAAUAUAUUUUCCUGGGAAACUGCCAUGUUGACUUCAUACGGCAAAGGCUUUUGUUUCAU
This is a messenger RNA of Branchiostoma floridae (Florida lancelet), 3833 nucleotides long. Its product is annotated as GRIP and coiled-coil domain-containing protein 1-like. Lineage: Eukaryota; Metazoa; Chordata; Leptocardii; Amphioxiformes; Branchiostomatidae. The record is from RefSeq and is a predicted model, not a curated record. The transcript is spliced from 21 exons. Bases 230 to 2521 code for a protein of 763 amino acids. Gene Ontology annotation, cellular component: Golgi apparatus.